Nematolebias whitei (Rio pearlfish) is the source of this 1112-nucleotide messenger RNA. RefSeq names its product androgen-induced 1 (H. sapiens) (gene aig1). Gene Ontology annotation, cellular component: endomembrane system; membrane. The coding region runs from base 137 to 838 and encodes 233 amino acids. The record is from RefSeq and is a predicted model, not a curated record. NCBI's taxonomy places the organism in Eukaryota, Metazoa, Chordata, Actinopteri, Cyprinodontiformes, Rivulidae. The transcript is spliced from 6 exons.
GCAGCGGAGCAGAGGAGCAGGAGGGGGAGCAGAGGAGCAGAGGAGCAGGAAAUAAACCCAGUAAACAGACAUCAGUCAGCUGGAAGCAGGAGGGUGAGGAGGAGGAAACAGCAGCCAGAGAGGCGGAAGGAACAUCAUGGCGCUGAUCCCCUGUCAGGUCCUCCGGGUCGCCAUCCUGCUGUCUUAUUUCUCCAUCCUCUGCCACUACCGAGCCCUGGACAUGCCGGCUCACCAGACCUACGGAGGCAGCUGGAAGUUCCUCACCUUCAUCGACCUGGUGAUCCAGGCAGUGUUUUUCGGCUUGUGCGUCCUGAUCGAUGUGUCCAGCCUGCUGACCAAAGGAGCCGACAGCAGGGAGCAGGAGCGGCAGCUGAAGAAGCUGAUUGGCCUGAGGGACUGGAUGAUGGCCGUGCUGGCCUUCCCCGUCGGCGCGUUUGUAGUUUUUACCUUCUGGAGCCUCUACCUGUACGACAGAGAACUGGUCUACCCAAAACUCCUGGAUAACUUCAUCCCACAGUGGCUGAACCACGGCAUGCACACCACCGUUCUUCCCUUCAUCAUCAUCGAGAUGAGGACAACCCACCACAAAUAUCCCAGAAGGCCUUGGGGUCUGGCGGCCGUGUGCUGCUUCGGUGUGGGCUACGUUCUCUGGACGUGCUGGGUGCACCAGGUGACGGGGGUGUGGGUGUACCCGGUGCUGGAGCGCGUCGCGCCGCUCGCUCGAGUCCUCUUCUUCGGCGCCAUGACGCUGGUCAUCUGCGUCCUCUACGUCUUCGGAGAAAUCCUCAACGGCUACAUCUGGGACCACCUGCACACAGAAAAGGUUAAAGGGGAGUGACGUCUGGACGAGCUUCAGAGGACGAGCCGGACCAGAACAGACGGAGACAUGACGCCUGUGUUUUAUUUAUUUCAAUGGUAAAAAGCAGCUUUGUUCCGUCAGCCGAAGAACCGCAACGUUAACCGAUCAUAGGACACAGACACUUAAACGCACCGUUCAGACGGGGAAACACACAAACGCCUCCUGAGCUCCUACAGAACAUCUGAAUGUCAGAGAUGUGUUGAAGGAACCCCGACGCUGUUGGAAGGACAAAAUAAAGUCCCCUCAGUCCCGA